Messenger RNA from Adineta ricciae, 1566 nucleotides. The record is from the annotation of a GenBank genome assembly. NCBI's taxonomy places the organism in Eukaryota, Metazoa, Rotifera, Eurotatoria, Adinetida, Adinetidae.
AUGGAUCUUCCAGUAUUCAAAUCGAUUACACCAGAUGAAUUAACCAGUUGUAGUUGGAGCUCAAAAUCAAAAUUAGUCAAAGCAUUUCACAUCGUUCAAUUUACUCGCCGUUUUAACCAAGUCAAUUUUUGGACACAAGGUGAACUAUUACGUGCUGAUAUCUUGAAAAAUCGUAUCGAAAUCUUAUCUCAUUUCAUUCGCAUUGCUAAAAAAUUAUUCGAAUUAAACAACAUCAAUGCGUGUAUGGCUGUCGUGAUGGCUUUACAAAGUGCACCUAUAUAUCGAUUACAAAAAACAUGGGCGGGCCUUAGCAAACGUGAUCGUUCAACGUUUACAACUCUGAAAGAUCUCGUUUCUUCCGAUGAGAAUUGGAAACGUUUAAGGCAGCAUUUGAAUCAAACGAAACUUCCGUGUAUUCCUUACCUCGGUAUUUAUCUGACGGAUAUUAUUCAUAUCGAUACACUUCAUCCACAUCGUGGUGGACUCGAGACAAGUCAACGGAAGAAUGCGCUGAAUAACAUCUGUAGAACUAUAUCCGAAUUUCAACAGUCGAAUUACGGUUUUCUAAGGUCGAUGGAAUGCGUUCAAAAUUAUCUUGCAAGUGUGCGAUAUAUGGAAGAACUGCAAACAUUCGUUGAAGCUCAAAAUUAUGAACAUUCGUUGAGAAUAGAACCCGAUGAUCAAACCGACUCUUGCUGUGAGAAAACAAGCAAACAUCUCGAGAAAUCAGCAUCGUUUAAACUCUCUCAUGCCAACAAUCAUUCAACCUGUUCACAUCGACGCACAAUGAGCGAUUUCAAUCACUCGCAAUGUUCAUCUUCGUCAACGAAAUCUGCCACGUUACCUUGUCGAACGCGCGAAAAGAAAAGUCUAAUAGAUGACAGUCUACUGCCCGAUCCCAUGAUAGAAGAAACUCGAUCGAGUAGUGACUCGAAUGAUUCGUAUGAAGAAGUUCUUCGCAAAGGCAAAGAAUUGAUUAAAACAAAUACAAAGCAUCAUCAUGUUAUUCAAGGCAUUUCCUUGUCGUUAUCAUCAUUAUCGAUGAAAGUACCAUUGAAUCCUCGUAAUGAUUUGUUAAUAACAACAAAUUACAACUUCGAAGGUUUAGUCGAACGAAAAUGUCUGCUGAAGAACUACAAAAAGCCGAACAUCACCAAAUGGAAAAAGUACUGGCUUGCCAUCUGUGAACAUUUUCUAUUUUUUCACAAGCAGAAGUCAUUUCUCCUUACAUUUCAUAUGCGUUUACAUCGUGCAACAUCACUAAUUGAUAAUGAUCAGAUCAGUCAUCCGCAAUCGAAUGUAAAUAUAACAUUAACAGAAACAGAUCGAUUAUAUUAUCAACAAAAUCCAUCCAAAUGUCAAUCGAUUACAGAUUGUCUAAUUGUAUUAAGUCAAACAAAGAAUCGCAAUGAAAUACAAUUGAGUGACUUGAAUCGCGGAUCGAUGUAUAAGUUCAAAUUUGAGAAUGCAGUUGUGGCGAACAUUUGGUAUCAGCAUUUGAAGGAAGCAUCGACGUUCAAACGGAAUCCGGAUCAACUGUCGGAGAACUUAAUUGCAUUGGAUUAG